GUGUCCCUUUGGGCGGGUGUUGUGCUGGCUCUGUCAGCCGAGCAUGGCCCCGGCUGCAGGACAACCCCGCUGGCGCCGCCGUCCUGCCGGGGCCGGAGUUGGGGGGAUGUCCUUGGCCUUCCCUGUGGGCCGGAGGCAAAUCCCCUGCCUGUCCUUCUUGCUUCCUGCCCCAGGCCCCGAGCUGAGGACGGAGAGCCCGGAGGACAAAUCCCCCCGUGAGACCCUGGUGGGAGAGGCCGUUUUGAAGGGCUCCCCGGCGCAGGAAGGCAGCGGGGAGGAAAAGGGCCGGAGAUCCCCCCGCAGGAGGGGCUCCAAAGCCAUCCCAGGGUGCUCUGAGGAGGAAAGAGCCAGCCUGUGUUGGGAAGGCGGCCAGAGCUUGAGGGGGAGCUCUGAGCUGGUGGUCCCUGAGCAGCCUCCCAGCAGGGAGAAGCCCUUCAGGUGCUUGGAAUGUGGGAAGAGCUUCAGGACAAGCACUGAACUAAUCCAACACCAGCACAUCCACACUGGAGAACAUCCCUACAUGUGUGGGGAAUGUGGAAAGAGCUUCAGGCACAGCUCCAGCCUGAUCCGACACCAGCAAAUCCACACUGGGGAACGGCGCUACACAUGUGGGGAAUGUGGGAAGAGCUUCAGGGACAGCUCCGACCUGAUCCGACACCACCAUAUCCACACUGGGGAAUGGCCAUACACAUGUGGGGAAUGUGGGAAGGGCUUCAGGAAGAGCUCCUGCCUCCUCUCCCACCAGCUCAUCCACACUGGGGAGUGUCCCUACACAUGUGGGGAAUGUGGGAUGAGCUUCAAGCAGAGCUCCACCCUCUGCCGCCACCAGAUGAUCCACACUGGGGAACGGCCCUACACAUGUGGGGAGUGUGGGAAGAGCUUCAACCAUCGCUCCACCCUAUUCACCCACCGGCUCAUCCACACUGGGGAACGGCCCUACACGUGUGGGGAAUGUGGGAAGAGCUUCUACCAGAGCUCCACCCUCCACAUCCACCAGCGUAUCCACACUGGGGAACGGCCCUACAAGUGCUUGGAAUGUGGGAAGAGGUUUCACACCAGCUCACAUCUCCUUGUGCACCAGCGGACGCACACGGAUGAGAGGCCCUUCCGCUGCACCGACUGUGGGAAGGGCUUCAAGCACAACUCCACCCUCGUCAGGCACCGGCGCAUCCACAGCGGGGAGAGGCCCUACAAGUGCUUGGAAUGUGGGAAGAACUUCAGUCACAGCUCUGACCUGACCCGACACCAGCAUAUCCACACUGGGGAACGGCCCUACAUGUGUAGGGAAUGUGGGAAGAGCUUCAGUCAGAGUUCCGACCUGAUCCGACACCUGCACAUCCACACUGGGGCACGGUCGUACUCAUGUGGGGAAUGUGAGAAGAGCUUCAGGGACAGCUCCAGCUUGAUCCGACACCAAAUGAUCCACACUGGAGAAUGGCCCUACACAUGUGGCAAAUGUGGGAAGAGCUUCAGGGACAGCUCCAACCUGAUCCGACACCAGCGCAUCCACACCGGGGAACGGCCCUACAAGUGUAGGGAAUGUGGGAAGAGCUUCAGGUACAGCUCCCACCUGAUCCGACACCAGCUCAUCCACACUGGGGAAUGGCCCUACACCAGGGAACGGCCCUACACGUGUGGGGAAUGUGGGAAGAGGUUUCAGACCAGCUCCAAUCUCUUCCAGCACCAGCGGACGCACACGGAUGAGAGGCCCUUCCGCUGCACCGACUGUGGGAAGGGCUUCAACCGGAACUCCAACCUCAUCACCCACCGGCGCAUCCACACCGGUGAGAGGCCCUACAAGUGUGGGGAGUGUGGGAAGAGCUUCAACAAGAGCUCUGGGUUGACCAGACACCAGAGGGCCCACCAGUAAGGGAAGGCCUGCCAGUGCCCCGGCUGCAGGAAGAGCUUUGGCUGCUCCU
Molecule: messenger RNA, 1919 nt
Organism: Pseudopipra pipra
Lineage: Eukaryota; Metazoa; Chordata; Aves; Passeriformes; Pipridae
Product: zinc finger protein 883-like
Exons: 2
Coding region: 44-1870 (608 amino acids)
Biological process (GO): regulation of DNA-templated transcription
Molecular function (GO): DNA-binding transcription factor activity, RNA polymerase II-specific; RNA polymerase II cis-regulatory region sequence-specific DNA binding
Source: RefSeq, a predicted model, not a curated record